This is a messenger RNA of Tigriopus californicus, 3032 nucleotides long. RefSeq names its product chondroadherin-like. The transcript has 13 exons. Gene Ontology annotation, molecular function: protein binding. Bases 418 to 2046 code for a protein of 542 amino acids. NCBI's taxonomy places the organism in Eukaryota, Metazoa, Arthropoda, Copepoda, Harpacticoida, Harpacticidae. The record is from RefSeq and is a predicted model, not a curated record. Gene Ontology annotation, cellular component: extracellular matrix.
AUCUCAUGGGUCCAUGGUUCGCCAAAGAACGGCUCAAACCCUAGGCAUGGUUUAUGAGACCCCGCUAGUGCCGUGAGCUUAUCUACGGACAGACGGCCAUCUUUCCCUCUUCCUUGGCCCCUCUCUCUUGGCUAACGUGGUCCCCGUUGAACUUGGAGAAGCCACUUUUUUUUCAAACCGAACUGGAGGGCAACUCUUUAGGUAUAGCAUUGGGAGACUUUUAUUAUCUGCACUCUCAAGACGUGUUUGGUAGGAUCUAGAGGUGGAGGCGGGUGUGAAUUCUCAGGGCGGCUGGAAAUGCUGAGCUACACCUGCUGGCGUGGCGUAUAAGACAAAAAAAGGAUGAUCAAUUCAGAUCAGUAGUUUCAAGUAGCGGCAAAUUGAGGUCAAGAAGGGUGGGCCGAAGGGGACGACAACAUGCCUACCAUGAGUGGAGGAGGAAUGCCCUGGUUCAUGUCCAAGCGAUCCAAAUCCAAUCUCAUCAUCUUUGUGUUUGCUAUGAUUUUUUCGGUUAAUUUGGUCUGUGGAGCCAGUCUUCGAAAUCGACGAGCUUCAAAUCUGAGGUCAUCCACUUCGGUCAAACUGAACGGCAGGAUCAAAGAACAUCAUGCGGAGCCAGAAACCUGUCCCUUGUUGUCCUACUGCAUAUGUAAAAGCCUGCAAGGUGGCCUAGACAUCACGUGCGAAAGGGUCAACAGCUACAAGCUCAAGUCCGAUUGCGAAACACUGAAGAAGAAGGAGCGUUUCGUCAAAUACUUCAAGAUCAGGCUUAGUGAUAUUCCAAAGCUGGACGACCACAUUUUCAUGGGCAUAAAAAUCCAACAUCUCUACAUCCAUGACAGCAACCUAAAAGCAUUGGGUCCAAAUUCCCUUUCAUCCCAAGGCAACACUUUAAGCCAUUUGGUUCUGUCGAAGAAUUCUCUCGCGAGUGUUCCAACGGAAGCCAUUCGACAACUCCGAAAUUUGGAUCACUUGAACCUCAAUGAAAACAACAUCACCGUCUUAAAGCAAGGCGCAUUUAUUGGAUUGGGGAAAAUGACUCGGCUCGCUGUCUACAACAACCAGAUCCACAAGGUCCAUUCUAAUGCUUUUGAUGGGCUCACAAGAUGGCUUGCGCCGUAUGAAGGCAGUGAAAGAGACUUGAUCCGUCUUAAUCUGGGAAAGAACCAUCUGGAGAGCAUUCCACAUGAAGCUCUCAUUCCUUUGAAAUAUUUGAGGAGCAUCGACUUCACAUACAACCGAAUAUCCUAUAUCAAUGCUGGCGACUUUACAGGGAUGGACAAUUUGGAUCAGCUGAUUCUGAAUCACAAUAAGAUUCCGAAUCUAGGGGCCGGAUUCUUCAGGGGUCUUGAUGCCCUCACCACAUUGUACAUAGACCACAAUGAGAUCCGAACCGUACAUAAGGAUGCCUUCGAAGGUUUGGACGCCAAGUUGUCGUCACUGACGCUGACUGGAAAUAAAAUCGAGUCCUUUCCAAGUGAAGCUCUGCGGCGGAUUCAUCAGUUGGAAACGCUCCAUAUGGACGACAACAAGAUAUCCAGACUGGACGAAGACGCUUUCCAAGGAUUUGGGGAACAUGUUAAAUUCCUGUGGCUUCAAAACAACUUGAUUCGGGACGUUCCAGCCCCAGCCUUCCAAGAUCUCCACAGCCUUGAGUGGAUCAAGUUGUACAACAAUGAAUUACGCACCUUGCAUUACGAGUUGAUGGAGCCGGUUUUGGACACACUAAUACAUAUCGACAUUCACAGUAAUCCUCUGGUUUGCGAUUGUGAUCUUCGCUGGUAUCGUCAAUGGAUCGAUGAAGAAUGGAACGAAAUCGAGGAAGACUGGCUACAAGACACCCUUUGCGAAGAUCCGGCAGAUAAACAGCAACACAACAUUGCCCAAGUUCCAUUAAAAGACAUGUUAUGUAAUGAAGAAGUCAGCGACAAGCCUGCAUCCAUAAAAGACGACGGUGGUGGCGCGAUAUCGUUCAAAUUGGACUUUUCCAUCAUCUAUUUCUCCGUUAUUUUCACUCUGAGCACAACCUUAUUGUGCUCGUCAUGAGUGCGUUUCAUAAUCCUGUAGACAGAUAGAUAUACCGACGAUGGAACAGAAGGAAAUGGGAAAGGGGCAGAUUCCGCGGCGGCUUCGCUAAGAAUCCCUGCUGGGUCAGUCAAAUCCAUCCCCUUCUAAGAGGACGACGAAGACGAUAACACCAGAGAGGUUUCCAGCCUCUACGCCUUAGAAAAAUCGAAUUUCGAAAUUCAAACAUCAUCAACUUCCACCCGUGGUCGGUCAAGUUAUUGGAAAUGCUGGUCCUUCACAAAGCUUUAAAUCCAGUUCCAUUGGCCGAGGAACGAGAAGAAACGCUGACUCCUCAUUGGAACUUGCCAAAUAGUCGCGUGAUCCUCACGUCCGCGAAAAUUCUUACAUACCACAAGACAAACUAAACAUCACAGGGUUUGGGCAAAACCCCAUAAAUUCUCUAAAAAGUCUUAUGAAACCACAGCCGUGUCAAUAUCCUUCCGAGGUGUGUUGGUUGGUCCCAUUUUCUGUAGAGGAUUCGAAAAUGGUCCUCGGUUUUACUCUUUCGCUCCCCUUUCCAUGUUUCAACGUUUUUUCCGUUAUGAAUGUUUCAUAAACAUAUGACUACUAACAAAAAAAACUUCAGCACUAACAAAGCAUCACUGCAGAAAUACUCGAUAAGCUAAGAAAAAUCCAUAAUGCACUAUGAAAUAUGCAUAUAUCUAAGAGUCUACCAAUGGCAUUAUUGAAUUGUACAUAGACCCAGUCUCGAUUCUUAUAGCGGAAAAUGCUCCUCCUUACUGGAUCAAUUUUUGUCAAUAUUCUCCUUGUUACAUACUUAACUUCGUCGUCUUUUCAUAAAUCACUUGUCAAUUAGGGAAUUCGAAAACCUUUCCUUUUACUUCCUUCUUCGAGAAAACAUGAGAUCCAGUGCAACCAUCCUUAUUGAAAACAACAUUUUAAAAUUCAAUUCUGAUUUUGAUUUUUUUCACUGCUUUCACAAAUAAAGUUUAUACAAAAAUAGA